AUGAACAAGUACGAGGUACUUGGAGUUGUCGGAGAAGGGGCAUAUGGAGUCGUUUUGAAGUGCAAGAAUAAGGAAACCGGAGAGAUUGUGGCGGUGAAGAAGUUCAAGGAGGGAGAUGAUGACGAGAUUGUCCGAAAGACGACCCUCCGAGAGGUCAAGAUGUUGCGCAUGCUCAGGCAGGACAACAUUGUUGACCUCAAGGAGGCUUUCAGAAGGAAGGGCAAGCUGUACCUCGUUUUUGAGUAUGUUCCCAAGAAUCUAUUGGAAGUUUUGGAGGAGAAGCCAGGAGGAGUGGAGCCAGAGCUCGUGCGCAAACUCAUCUUCCAGCUUGUGACUGCCAUUGCAUGGUGUCAUCAGCAUGAGAUCAUCCACAGAGACAUCAAGCCAGAGAAUCUGCUCAUUGAUCCUGGCACAGAGGGCCAGGGACCAAUCCUUAAGCUCUGCGACUUUGGGUUUGCACGAACCCUGCCGCACAAAGGGGCUGCCCUGACCGACUAUGUAGCCACAAGAUGGUAUCGCGCCCCUGAGCUUCUGCUGGGGUCAACAGACUACGGGAAGGAGGUGGACCAGUGGGCCGUGGGGUGCAUGAUGGGGGAGCUAGUGGAUGGCCAACCCGUCUUUCCAGGAGAGAGCGACAUUGACCAAAAGGUCAUGGGCGCGCUCACGGGAGAGCACAUGGAGCUGUUCCUCCGGAAUCCUCGCUAUGCUGGCUUCAAGUUUCCCGACAUGGGGCGACCAGAGAUGCUCGAUAGACGGUACGCUGGGAAGCUAUCUCCAGCCGGCCUCGACCUGAUGAAGGGACUGCUCAACAUGGACCCCAGAAAGCGCCUGACUGCGGAGCAGUGUCUUGAGCACGCGUACUUCGACGGCCUGACGGACGUCCACCUGCCGUCCGCCACCGCGAGCGCGCCGUCCGCAAACUACUCCGCCGCGGCCGCGGCCGACGACCACGAGUCCACGGCGCUCAUCGAAACCCGCCCCUCGACACGUGGCAGCGUCGCAAACGACCUUCUGGUCACUCCCAAGCGCGCGCGCGCGCCUGCGGAAACGGCGAGCUGCACGACCUUCGAGGCGACGCCCGACAGCGGCCUGAACGACGAGGCGACGUCGCCGCGGCGCAACCUGCCCAAGGGUUUAGGGUUUCAGAGCCCGGCCGCGGCGGCGCUCCAGGCGGUGUCCGAGGAAGAGCCGUCGCAGGGCAAAACCGCAGCGAAGCCGCCACAGCUCGAGAGGCAGACUUCGCAGCAAGAACUGAAGCCGCCCCCGAGCAGGAAGCGCGAGCGUGGUCUGAUGGUUUCGCCGUCGGAGGGGGGUUCAACGACCGUCGGGAAGGAGCGGAAGGCGAUGCCGAAAGAAAAAGCGAAGGGACGGCGCGCCGGGGACAAGGAGCCGGAGGGGAUGGAGAUCGACCAAAGCGAACAGUCGGAGCUCCGAAAUGGAGACGACAGCGAGAUGGACAUCGACACCCAGAGCGUGGUCAGCGACGGGAAGCCCCGGACGAAGGGGCUCCACGCGGGGCCCGUCAAAAAGGGGGGGUCGAAGAAGGCGGGAACCGGCCCCCCCCCGAAGCACGGAAUCGUGCCCCCCCUGGCGCUGGGGUCCAUGCCCGGGGCGCACCCGAAGCAGCAGCGGACAGCGGUGCGAAAAGCGGACGCGGCCGCGGGGUCGUCGACGUCCGGGCGCGACUCCACGCAGGCGGGCACGCGGAUCUCCCCGCUUCCGACGCUGCUGGAGGGCGUUCCGUCCGAGGCUCCGCCGGAAGGCAACGCGGAGCGGAAGUUCCGGACGUCCGACGGGGACGGCCUCGCGGUGGAAGGGCUGAGCUUGCGUCACGAGAACGUCAGCGCGGCCACGACAGCCAGAGACUCCGUCACGGACGGGGUCGGUUACAAUUUGGACGCGCAGCUGCAGAGCAUCGCGGGCGGCUUCGAGGCUGGGGGUUUGGACGGGGUUUUGGAGCGUGCGCCGAGCCGCAGCAAGGCGGACCGGCGCGCCCCGACGUCGCUCGCGUCGCAGAAGGGGGCCGCGCGCGCGGAUGGCGACUCGGAGAGCCGCCCCGCGACGCGACACGGUCGCGGGGAGCGCGAGAAAGCUAAGAAGGAGCGGGAAGAGGGGUUGCGGGGGACCCCCCUGCGGCCGGAACCGGUGCCGACGCCGCUGCUGCCGGCGGUGGGGUGUAAAGUCGAGGAGCACGAGGAGGCCGCAAUGGAAGGUCGUCGAAGGAAGGAGCUACGGUCGCGCGGAUCGGUCCAGAUUUCAGAAAUAAGCGGUCACAACUCUCGAACUGCGGGUCGCCGCGACAUGCAAGAAAAUCACCUGCCGUCGCCUUACGAUGUCGGGAGCCAAGCGAGUCACGGGGCGGGAAAGGAGCGGUUGCGGCGCGAGCGCGAGUUACAGAGGGAGCGGAUUGAGGAGGAGAACGGAACGAUCGCAGGACCGGAGAGGAGCCCACGCGGACAGCAUCCGGUCCAGAUAGCGCUGGCGAGCCAGCCUCAGCGGAAAAGAACGGUGGGGGUGGGUCACCGGGCCGGUGGCCUGCCCACAUCGCUGCAGCAGGCCUCGUCGAGCUACUCCGGGGCUGGACCGAGCAGAGCACGGGAGCCCCCAGGCAACGGACAGCACCCAACACGGGGCCUCCAGCAACUGAAACGGGUGAGUGGAGGCGCAUGGAGAUCGAAGACGUCGAUUUUUUUCGGCGUUAGCGACUGUGUGUGCGACAAGGCAAAGUGUGCAGAAGAGAUCCCCGAGUCUCACAACAAUUACGGAUACGGCCCCUCGCAGCAGUUUGCAAGCGGGCCGUCGAUGGAGCGCGGCGGCAGUGAGUACCGACACGCGACCACGAGCCACGGGCGCCUCUCAUCGGACGGCUCUGAUGCAAACGCGGCCGCGAUGGACGCGCGGCCCGCCAGCCGUAACCUGAAGGCGGGACACGGGUUGCUAGGCGCGUUCCCGGGAGGGGGGGCUCUGGAUGGCAGGACAUCGACCCCCCUGAUGCAAGAGCGGCUCCUGGGGAGGGCGAAGAUCGCGCCGGUCGAUGAGAGGCUGGAGAGCGGACAGGAUGAGCAACUGGAUUCACACGUGUCGAUCAGGAGUCGCGGCGCGGGGCACGAGCUCGCCAGCGGGCGGGCACCGAGCCGGGGCAAGGGCGUUUUUGAUCUGGAUCACGGCAGCAGCGCGUUGCCAUAUGCCGGCGGCGCCUUCCCCAAGAGCCAAAACCUACGAAACAGAGAACGAUCCUGA
Messenger RNA from Klebsormidium nitens, 3240 nucleotides. The record is from the annotation of a GenBank genome assembly. Lineage: Eukaryota; Viridiplantae; Streptophyta; Klebsormidiophyceae; Klebsormidiales; Klebsormidiaceae.